AAUGGCAGAGAAUCAUGGCUUGAUGGAGAGAUUGGAGAAAGCAGUGACUCGACUUGAAUCAUUAUUUUCAGAUUCCCAGAGAUCUGGUGGAAUGGAGUGUGAUGCGAUGAACGGUGUCAAUGGAAGCAUAGCUCCAUACGUGGAGGCCUUUGAUAGGCUGCUGAAUGGAAGCGUUGCUGAGUUUCUCAGGUACAGCAAGAUUCUUGAAGGUGAUGUGAAGACACAUGCAGAGAUGGUACGUGCUGCUUUCCAAGCACAGAGAUCUUUCCUGGUGUUAGCAUCUCAAUGUCAAGAGCCUCAAGAGAAUGAAGUGGCAGUGCUUCUCAAGCCAAUAUCAGAGAAGAUUCAGGAAAUACAGAACUUUAGAGAAAGAAACAGAGGAAGUCAAAUGUUCAACCAUCUCUCAGCCGUCAGUGAAAGCAUACCUGCGCUCGGCUGGAUAGCAGUGUCUCCUAAACCAGGCCCUUAUGUCAAGGAGAUGAAUGAUGCUGCUACCUUUUAUACUAACAGGGUAUUAAAGGACUACAAGCACAGUGAUACACGUCAUGUUGAUUGGGUGAAGUCCUACUUGAACAUCUGGUCUGAUCUUCAAGCGUAUAUCAAAGAACAUCAUACUACAGGUCUCACCUGGAGUAAAACUGGUCCUGUCGCAUCACCCACGUCUAUGAGAUCUGUCCUAACCAGUGGGUCGUGCCCCUCUUCAACACCUCCACCACCACCUCCACCGGGACCUCCCCCCAUCUUUGAUACAGAAACCCCCCCAAAGGAUGAAGGAACGGCAUCUCGCUCAGCCCUGUUUGCACAGCUUAACCAAGGAGAAGCAAUUACCAAAGGGCUUCGCCAUGUCUCUGACGACCAGAAGACUCACAAGAACCCCAGCCUACGUGCCCAAGGUCCACCCGUUCGUUCUCCCACGAAAAGCCAUACUCCAAGUCCCACCUCCCCCAAGAACUCCCCGCAGCAGAGCCAUGCCCCCGUCUUGGAGCUAGAGGGGAAAAAAUGGAGAGUGGAAUAUCAAGAGGAUAAGAAUGACCUGGUCAUUACCAAUACUGAACUCAAGCAAGUAGCCUACAUCUUCAAGUGUAACAAGUCUACACUUCAGAUAAAGGGAAAGGUCAAUUCAAUUACUAUUGAUAACUGUAAAAAGUUUGGCCUUGUGUUUGACAACGUUGUGGGAAUUGUGGAAGUGAUCAAUUCCAGGGAUAUUCAGAUUCAGGUGAUGGGGAAAGUGCCAACCAUUUCCAUUAACAAAACAGAAGGCUGUCACAUCUACCUCAGUGAGGAAUCAUUAGAUUGUGAGAUCGUGAGUGCCAAGUCUUCUGAGAUGAACAUCCUCAUCCCCCAAGAUGGCGAUUACAAAGAAUUUCCGGUUCCUGAACAGUUCAAGACAGCAUGGGAUGGAUCUAAGUUGGUCACUGAACCUGCAGAGAUCGUGGGUUAACCUAAACAGCACCCAGCACUCACUGACUGUGAUCAGACCACAGCCAGCAGAAACAACGCAGCAACGUGAAGAACUAGAAAUAGCAGUAGCUCCUACUGCUCUCAUAGGCCUUCAAGCAUUAGCUGUGCAUGCUAGAAACAAUAACUCGUCUGGCACGCUUUUGUUAGGCACCUCAGCAUUUCUCAAGUUUCCACAGUUUGCCUUCACUUACAGUUUUACUUCUCAAUGAUGUCAUGUGAAUGUAUUGGCUUGAAACCCCCGCCUUCCAGCCACCUCACUGGUUUGAAACACUUUAUUCGUUAAGCCAAAAUACUGCAUGAUGCACUCGGUUAUCACAUUGCUUCCAGGCAUUCCUUUUUAUGUUUCUGCUAAUCAAAAGCAGCAUUGAGACUCUAAGAUGAGAUUUUCACCUCUUACACUACUCCUGUGUAACACAGUACAAAUGCACUCCUGGAGAAAAGUAACUGACAGCUCCCUGUAGUUCUGUGGCAAUCUUUUUUUUUUUAAGUCAAGCAAAAAAAAAAAGGAUAACUUUCAGCAAUACAUUUUCCUACUGGAAGAUGAAAUAACGUGAUAUUUUAAUCUAACACUUUUCUAAUACACAUAUUUAGAGGAUCCCUGUGUUUUCAGCGAUACAAGAUUUUAUUCUGAUCCACACAGACCUGCUGUAAUCCUCUCAUUUCUUGAGAAUCAGGAAUUUUUUUGAAACUGAAGCCUCAUGCGAGCUAACAGCUUGCAGCAAAUCACCUGAAAGUUUUUGCUCCACAGUUAUCUUUUGUUGUUUUUAAACAAAUCCCUCAUGCUUUAAAAUUUCACAUUGUAUCCUGCAAACUGCACCUUUGCUAUUCAGCAGGCUGGCAGGGGAAACACCAUGACUGGGCAGGUGGUUUUCCCAGGGCAAAAGGCACACAUCAGAUUCACUUAGUUUGCUUGUUAAAGUUCCUUUAAAAAUCUAUCACAGCUGUCACAGCUUCUGUUAAUUAAAAUUUCUUUCCAUUUCUUCCCUGCAUUUCUAACACUUACUCAAUUUCAAAUACAUCCACGAAGCAAAGCCAUAGAUUUAUGACCUAUCAGUUGAGCCCAAAUAAAGCCCACUUGGCCCUUCAACUCUACUUUCUAUAGUCCCUAUUGUACAUGCUUUUUUAACAAGGUGGAGUCUUGUAAACAUUUGUACUAUUUCAGCACAUAGUACAAUAAAAUUUUAAAGUUUUGCAGCCAGCAUAUGUUUUUGAUCACUUGUAAUACUUGGUAAUGGUGAAAUCAAAGUGAGAUGCUUGCAGAGCUAGUUACAAGCUAAAUUUUGUGCCUAAUUUACCUUGAAAGUACAUAAAUCCUUGAGGGUUUUUAACUACCUUUGAUUGUAAACCCUACAUAACAAUAGUAGUGCUCAUUCCGCGAGGUUUUGCUAUCUGAUCUUUAAUCUGUAUGUAUAAUGUGUUUGCCUUAGUAUAUACCAUUUUUCAACAGUAAACUUCUUAUGAAUUAAAAAAAGGAAAAAUGUACUUGUUUAAAUAUAAA
Messenger RNA from Meleagris gallopavo (turkey), 2959 nucleotides. The record is from RefSeq and is a predicted model, not a curated record. Lineage: Eukaryota; Metazoa; Chordata; Aves; Galliformes; Phasianidae.